CGCUAGUUAGCAUUUUGUCGUAGGUGACAACAAGUUAGCCGUUAGGGAGCUAGCUGGCUAGCGGUCAGCUGUAGCAGAACCGCUCAGCUCGUUAAAUGAUAUGUUUACUGCUUCCGCUGUAUCUUUAAAUGUCACCGCUGUGGCUGACAUAUUGCUCAUAUAAGUGUACGAAAGCAGAGGGGGAGGUUGCAAGGCCGUGUUUUGCGGUUGAAUAGACUCUGCAGGGGAAGAUGUGCAAUGGAAUGACAGAGUCAAUAUCAAAAUCAUUUUUGACCCACUCCUCUGCCACUGAACAGUUGUUUUUGUUGUUGCUGGGAUUGACCUUUGUGUCUACUGGGAGUGGAUCAGGAUGUGUGAGGCCAUACAUGGUCCAGAACAGCUGGGUAAACCUCACAGAAAACAACAGGGGUUUGUUCCCUGUGGGCACAGUACUGCAGUACAGCUGUGACCCUGGUUACCUGCCAGAUGGACCCAGCAUCCUCACCUGCACCACGCUGGGACGCUGGACCUCUGAACCGCCUCACUGUAUACGCAGUGGCGCAUGUCUACCCCUCACCAAACCUGAGAAUGGGGGCUACACUUGCCACCCAUCUCCUUGUCGUAUGUUUUCUCACGGCUCUGUGAUAGAGUUCUUCUGUAAUAAGGGCUUCAUUCUCGAUGGAGAAGAUAACUACCUGACCUGUCAGGAUGGACAAUGGGAUGGUCCAAUGCAGACCAACUGCAUAAGCCAAGGUUGUAUAAGACCCUCCAUGGUGCAGCAUAGCUCAACAAAUCUUACGGACACCAACAGAAGCUUGUUCCCGGUGGGCACAGUUCUACAGUACGACUGUGACCCGGGUUACCUGCCAGCUGGCCCCAGUAUCAUUAUCUGCACCACACUUGGACAGUGGUCCACUGAACCCCCUCUCUGUAUUCACAGUGACGUAUGCCAGCCUCCAUAUGAGCCAGAGAACGGAGGCUACACCUGUCACCCCUCACCAUGCGCAAGACUUUCCCACGGCACCAUUAUUCAAUAUUACUGUGACGAAGGCUACAUUCUGAAGGGAGAUUAUAAAUUCCAUACGUGUCAGUUUGGAAAAUGGGACAACCUAAUGCCAGUCAGCUGCCUCGUGGAGCAAGGUUGUAUAAGACCCUCCAUGGUGCAGCAUAGCUCAACUAAUCUGACAGAAACCAACAGGAGCUUGUUCCCCGUGGGCACGGUUCUACAGUACGACUGUGACCCAGGUUACCUGCUGGACGGUCCCAGCAUUCUUACCUGCGGCGCACAAGGGCACUGGUCCUCUGAACCUCCUCGCUGCAUACGGAGUGACGACAGACAAAAACAGAGCAUCACAGUCGUCCAGGAGGGAGUAGAUAAAAGCUUAAAUGACUGUUUCGGGCUGUCUUCUGUAUGUCGGCCUCCGUUUGAGCCAGAGAACGGGGGCUACACCUGCCACCCCUCCCCUUGCCAAAGACUGUCUCACGGCAUUGUGAUUGAAUAUUUCUGUGAAGAAGGUUAUAUUCUGAAGGGUGAUUAUAAAUACCUUACCUGUCAAUAUGGGGAGUGGGACAGCCAAAUGAAGCUCAGCUGCCUAAUGAAGCAAGGCCGUGAUACAGCUUUACCCCUGGGGAUGCCCGCAUUGUCCAUAGUGGCAUCCACAGCCAGCUCGGUUGCCCUCAUCCUGCUCCUCGUGGUGCUGUUUGUACUUUUACAGCCAAAGUUCAAGUCCCUGCACCGACGUGAUCCGGGUGUAUCUGGCCAGCCCGUGUCCAUCAUGGUGGAAGGAGUCCAGGUGACCCUGCCCUCAUAUGAGGAGGCUGUAAGCAAUACCGGCACCUCAACUUCAGCGCCCACCUCUGAGUCUCGAGUGCAGAUAGUGCUGUGUGAGGGUCAGCAUGCCACAGCGCCAGAGGCCGGCCCCUCUAGGCCUUCUUCCCUGAAACAGCAGCAUUCCGAGAUGACUGUGGUCCACCCUAUACCACUGUCCUCAUCCUCCUCAUCUCCUUCACCCUCCUGGGUUUUGGAGAAUGCAGGCGCUACCGCUCCCUCGUCCUCGCAAAGAAGGACAUCUGCAGGCAGUGACCAACACAGCCUUUCUCUGGACUCUGAAAUGGACUUCCCUGAUGAUACACCAUUACUGAAGGAGGCUUGAAUCGUGCUGCAACCUGUGGACUUACCUUAGACAACCAGAGCUGCACGGGGUGAGUGGCAUGCCUCUCACCAGUUUGUCAACACAAGACAGUCGACACAGACCAGCCUGGCUGAAGAGGCUCCGGGUGAAGCUGUGCGUCACUUAGAGGAACGGUUUUCUCUCGCCAUCCCGAAAGGAGAACAGAGAAGGGAUUCUCAUGUAGAUACGUGCUUAAAUUUUCCAUAGGGAUUCCUACAUUGCUCACGUAUGUCUAGCGUCUGCAGCUCAGUUUGAUAAUGUAGAGUAAAAAAAAAAAAAAAACCUUUUGAAGGAAUGUGUCUGUAAAGGCUAAAUGUUAGAAGAAAAAAAAAAGACAUGUAUGUUUUUGAAUGGAUUAGCAAGCUGCAAACUCAUUGAGUGAGCUAUUAAUCUCAUCUGCAUCUUGUUUACGGUUGCUUUCCUUUAAUCAUUUGGGACAUAUUAGAAAAGAUGCAUGAACGCCAGGUAACCUAGAUUGCUGUCCAUAUCCUGUAGAUGCAUUAUCUUUUUUGUGACGUGACUAUACAUCGUUAUUUAAAUGUUAUUAAUAAUGACUCGCACCAUUCCACCAUGUCGUUGUACAGUAUAAGGCCUCUUGUUUGCCGGAAAGAUCACUCUUUUUUCUGCCAUCAAGGGCAAACAAUUUGUGAUGAAUUUGUUUUUGGGCGGGGGCCUGUAUUUCACACAUGUCGUCCCGAGCACUCUUCUUCAUACCCUCUCCCCCAAAUGGCCUUAGCUUUCCACUUCUAUGCACAGGAGUCCGUAAUAUGUACCGUAAGGAACUUAAAGAAUGUCAGUGAAACGCCUCCACUGCUUAGUGACCAUGUGUGUUUUGCAGACACAUCACUUGUACACUGGAAAAUAUUAUCGUCUUAAUUUAUUCAGGCUGCUCCGAAACUCCUGUUUUAAGGAAACGAAAAUGUGUGUUUUAUUUAUUUGUGUCCAGACUGCUGUUGAUCAGCCAUGGCUUAUUUUGAUUCUUCCAAAGCUCUUGGAAAACGUAAAAGAAGGUCUUCUUUUUUUUCUUUUUCUUUUUUUAACUUUGCUGCUUCGUUUUAAGAUUCUACUGCAGGCACGUUAUAUGUGACACUGUAAAGGUUGCCGGGGAGAUCGACACAAUAAUAAUUAUGCGUAUAGCUUAGUGUAACGUCAGUGUUCUCUUUGUUUUUACUGUCCACUUAGUUUACUUUAGAGCUGAGAAGUGUAUUUUUUCCUUUAUUGUGAAGAUGGUAUUUUAAUAUAUGAAAAAAAAAAUUAAAUUAAGUUUGCUCUGUAUUCUACGAUGUGAUCAUUUGAUUAAAUAUCAUUUGAGAUGUUCGAAUUGCCUGUAUGCUGUUUUUUAUGCUCACCAGAAUGCUAAAAAUGACAUUAAACAGUGCUACAAAAAUA
Messenger RNA from Solea senegalensis (Senegalese sole), 3539 nucleotides. Its product is annotated as sushi domain-containing protein 4-like. The transcript has 12 exons. Bases 231 to 2132 code for a protein of 633 amino acids. The record is from RefSeq and is a predicted model, not a curated record. NCBI's taxonomy places the organism in Eukaryota, Metazoa, Chordata, Actinopteri, Pleuronectiformes, Soleidae.